Knipowitschia caucasica is the source of this 1182-nucleotide messenger RNA. The record is from the annotation of a GenBank genome assembly. Lineage: Eukaryota; Metazoa; Chordata; Actinopteri; Gobiiformes; Gobiidae.
AUGGCUGUGAACAGAGGGGGCGUGGCCUUCUGGAUUGCCUGUGUCCGCAGCCAAGGCAGAAGUCAGCCUGUCAAGAGCCAACAUCCAAAUAUCCACAAACAUGGGGCCCUCAGCAGGCCGAUGCUGCGGCCCCUGAGCAGUGCAUCAUGGGCCCUGUCUCCGCCCAACAGCCUCCGCUACCAGAGCAACAAGCGCCUGGCCCUGCCCCACCACACCCCCCCGGCCCCGGAGCAAGCCAGCGGCCAUGAGCAGCAGUGGGUGGAAUCUCUUAGCGUGUGUCUGGUGGUGCGGCGCAGUGGGCAGAUGCUGGAUAUCCCCUCCUCUCUGUCCUUCCCUCUGACUCUGGUGGAUGGCAGUGGAGUGGAUGACAUCAGUGUGGGGACCAGGAGCUGCCACAGGACCUCCCACACUGGGACUGUAAUACAGGAGCACAGCAGCUUCAGGAGUCUGUUUGAAGCAGAGAAAUGUCCCGCUCCAUUUGUUCAUGGAUCUCACUUUUACUGCUUUCACUGCCCCCCUGUCGAGGCGUUGUGUAAGACGCAGCAUGUGUCUGGACUGAAGCCUUUGCCUCUGCGGCACUCCACCCUGUGCAGCCCCUUGGAGCAGCUGCAGGCGCCUCCUACAGGAGACAGUGAGGAGGAGCAGAAGCUGGCCCUCAUCUAUGAGCGCCUCAGGACAGAGCUCCCAAAUUUCUUUCGGAAGAACCACGACUACAGCAUGUAUUCCCUGGACGUGGAGUUUGUCAAUGGUAUUUUGAAUACCAAAACCAGAGGCCGGGUGCUGUACCAGCUGAGCCUGACCAUGUGGAGGUUGCUGUGUCAGUGUUACUAUGCCGACACACGCCUGGAGGUGCUGAAGCUCACCAAACACCCAGAGGACGGCUCGGUGAAGGCCCGCUGGAGGCUGCUUGGUCUGCCCAUCCACAGUCUGCUGCUGCGCUUUUACCUCAAGGACAAGACCCAGCUCUUCAGGUCCUUGGACGCCUUCUCCACGUUUUACAUCGGCCCUGACGGACUCAUUCACUGUCACAAAGUAGAAAAGGUGAUGCCCGCCCAUGGCCCCGUCCUGCCCCGGGUCACCUCCCUGUUGGCAGGAGCUCUGGUGGCUCUGGGUCUGCAGGAGCACCGGCCUGCACUCAACCUGCUGCCCCCUCUGCUGUCCUCCCCACGGCCACGGAACUGA